Messenger RNA from Puntigrus tetrazona (Sumatra barb), 4200 nucleotides. It is a transcript of the gene zbtb20, whose product is annotated as zinc finger and BTB domain containing 20. The transcript is spliced from 4 exons. Gene Ontology annotation, molecular function: protein binding. NCBI's taxonomy places the organism in Eukaryota, Metazoa, Chordata, Actinopteri, Cypriniformes, Cyprinidae. The record is from RefSeq and is a predicted model, not a curated record. Gene Ontology annotation, biological process: regulation of cytokine production; negative regulation of transcription by RNA polymerase II; regulation of immune system process. Bases 477 to 2558 code for a protein of 693 amino acids.
CAUUCUGUUCCAAUCGCCAGUAGAAAGGCGUGGCUGCCCAAAAUCUUCGACGAAUAGUGAAAAAAUGGGAGGGCACGAGUGAGCUGCGUGAUGUCCUCUCCGAAGGUAGGCUGCAGCGUGUGUUUAUUGAUGAGAUGAAAGAAGAUGGAAGUGAGAAAUGAAACAAAGUAAGGGACAAUAUUAAUAAACUCAGUCCUUGCCUGGGGAAAACCGGGGAAGCUGUGAAGCGCUGUAGCCACUGGAGAAGAAAGACCCUUAAAGCAGCAGGGCGACUUUGAAGAUUCUGCAUGAGGUUAGAUUGUGGCCGGAACGAAAUGAAAUGAGUGGCUGACAACUGACCUCUUCCGCUGCACCACCACCACCAGCAACCUGUAGCAUCUAACCAGUGCCUCUUCACCAGCCUGAUACACAACGCACCCACAUACACACAAUUACCUAACAGAACACCAUCAGACUGUGACAUCAGGUGCAAGGGGAUGACCGAACGCAUUCACCACAUUAAUCUCCACAACUUUAGCAAUUCUGUACUUGAGACCCUCAAUGAGCAGCGAAACCGCGGGCACUUCUGUGACGUGACUGUUCGGAUCCAUGGUAGCAUGCUGCGAGCUCACCGUUGUGUGCUGGCUGCAGGCAGCCCCUUCUUUCAGGACAAGCUGCUCCUGGGCUACAGUGACAUCGAGAUCCCCUCUGUGGUUUCUGUACAGUCCGUCCAGAAACUGAUUGACUUCAUGUACAGCGGUGUGCUGCGGGUCUCCCAGUCUGAGGCCCUGCAGAUCCUCACAGCUGCCAGCAUACUUCAGAUCAAGACCGUCAUCGACGAAUGCACCCGCAUUGUUUCACAAAAUGUUGGCAUUGCUGGAUCUGGCAGCUUUUCCGUCGUCCCAGGCGACUCGGGGCAGGAGACACCACGGGGAACUCCUGAGUCUGGCACGUCCGGUCCCAGUAGUGAUGCCGAAUCAGGCUACAUGCAAACAUCUCACCAGAGCCUUGACCGCGUUUAUUCCUCGCUUUAUUCCAGCUGUUCUGGGUUGGGCCUGCAAAACGGUACCCGUGGAAAUCGCUCCCACUAUGCCAGUACCGCGGUGACAGCCAGCUACGACUCGCCCCUUCCACUACAGCAGAAGGAGGGAGGGCAGGACCCUGCCUGGAUCACACGCAUCCACGAGCGUUCGCAGCAGAUGGAGCGCUUCCUGGUCACGUCGGAGACUACACACUGCCGUAAACAGCCUCGUCCAGUGAGGCUCCACACAGGUGAUAUUCACAUCAAGCAGGAGCAAGGGGACGAGUACAACUGCUACGGGCUUGAGGACUGCCGCGAGGACAGCGAACAGCUGGAGUGUGUCGAAAGUGAGCCCAAAGGCGAGAGCUUUGACUCCGGCGUCAGCUCUUCCAUUGGCACGGAAACGGAUUCUGUUGAGCAGCCGUUCUUGUCUGGCUUUGCCCGAGACAACUGUCCAAACAAAGGCCUGCAAGGCGAGCGUGGAACCCCUGUGCAGAUCGAGGUCAACGAUUCAUCUCCCGAGCAGAACCAAGAGACAGUUGAAGACGGGACUAGAAACGGUCCUUCUCAAGAGAGUGGUGAGCUUGGAAUCCAUCAGCCGCCACAAGCCAACCUAACAGCAGCCCAGUCCAUGCCUGGUGGGCCAUACCUGCGGCCAGGUGAGCCACUUACCAGCAACCUGCGUAUGCCCCUCACCUUGACCAGCAACACCCAGGUAAUGGGAACCGCAGGCAACACUUACUUGCCUACACUCUUUGCAACCCAGUCAGCCAGCGACAACAAGCCUUUCCUCUUCAGUCUGCCCCAGUCCAUUGGGAGUCAGCAGCCCCAAUUUGUGGCAGUGCCCUCUCCCAGCAUGCCUCCAUUCCCCGGCGGACUGACGGUGCCACCAGGUGGAAGUCAGCAGCAAGGUGGUGCUGCAGUGGGACAGCAUGGGGAGAAGAAGCCCUACGCAUGCACUCUUUGUUGUAAGACCUUUACUGCCAAACAAAACUACGUGAAACACAUGUUUGUGCACACAGGUGAAAAGCCGCACCAGUGCAGUAUCUGCUGGCGUUCGUUCUCGCUGAAGGAUUAUCUCAUCAAACACAUGGUUACACAUACAGGAGUCCGAGCAUACCAGUGCAGCAUCUGCAACAAACGCUUCACCCAGAAGAGCUCGCUCAACGUCCACAUGCGCUUGCACCGUGGAGAGAAGUCCUACGAGUGCUACAUCUGCAAGAAGAAGUUCUCCCACAAGACCCUGCUGGAGCGCCACAUGGCCCUGCACAGCACCGAAACCGGGGUCUCCGGGGUCAGUGCCGCCGGGAGCGGCGGAGGCCCCGCAUCCAUCCCGGUUGCGAUGGCUGUUCCCGAGCCGGGAGCGGGAGUGGUGGCUCUCGCCAUGCCAGUGGGAGCGGGCGGAGCAGGGGGCGGAGUCGGAAGCACCGGAGUGGGCGUUGCUGCGGAAGCCAGCUGCCAGGAGGGGACCACCUACAUGUGCUCCGUGUGCCCUGUCAAGUUUGACCAAAUCGAGCACUUCAAUGACCACAUGCGCAAGCAUGUCUCCGACGGAUAAGUACAAAUAAAAAAAAACUCGCGUAAACAUGAAAAAGAAUGAAAUGAUAACGAAAACGGCACUAGAUUUUUUUUUUCUUAUAUUGGGGCAUGAAGAGUAAUGAGUAUAGACACUGGCACAUUAAGUUUUCUAGAAAAAAAAAAGAAGCGUUUAAUUUCUUUUCUUUUUUUUUGUCCUUGCUAUUCUUAAAGAAUAAAAAAAGAUGGUGGCCUUAAGGCUGUGUAGUUGGAUAAUGAUCCACUGGCUGGAUCCAUACUACUGGCCUCUAAAUGUAUGCUUUCCUUAAAUACUGAUUUAUGUGUUGAACACUACCGAAAGGCCUGCGAAAGAACACACAAGAAAAAAAAAUUCACAUGCGCACACACACACACACACACUGAGACAUACACACAAACACAAAUACACAUACCCAUGCAUGCACUCACACGCACAAACUACUUAUACACACUUAUAUAUGGUAGAGGUAUUUUGUAUGUAUGUGUAUUUGUGCAUGUGAGCGUGCGUGUGCACAAAAAUAAAUAUUGCAGUGAAUUUUUUAAACUUGUAGAUCUUUUCCCAUGUAGACCGUAUUGGACACUAUAAGCGUCCAAGCUUACUGUGGUAUAGAUUCAAAAAAAAAGGAAAAAAAAUGAAAGAAAAAGAGAUUUGGCUCUAGAUUCAUUCUAAAAUAAUGAUGGUCACGUGUUUGCCUUUUUAUGUGCGAUAAGAAUAGGAGAGUUGUUCAAUUUGACACUGGGUUUUUAUUUAUUAUUAUGGCAUUGAGGGAUUAUGAUGUUGAUGUUGUCAAGGUACAAGCCAGUUUUAUUAACUGUACUAAAAUGGGAAUUUUUGAGUGGCUUGAUGAAUGAAUGAUUAUUAUGAUUAUGACUAUGAUUACGGUUAUGACAUUUUCCUUUUCUCCCACCCCAUUUUUUUCCCCCGAUGGUUCAGGUCAAGUUUACAAAAAAAAAAGAGAGAGAGAGAGUUUAUCAACGACAGUAUUCGAGCAAAAACUUUGAAUGCCGUUAAUAAUUUCCAAUUCGUUUUGCAUACACUGCCACUAAGAAGACGACUGUUAGUUGACCUCUUCCGCUUCAAAACGAAAUGCGAUAUAAAGUUGCGAGCAACUGAUUUGUUCUUUUCAUUUGCUCCAUGUUUAGUUUUUUUGACAAAAGAAAAAAGGAAAAUGGCAGAUUUUAGUAUGCAAACAGGCCCAAAAUCCAAGUUAAUUGCUGCUCCUCACAUGCUCACUUUGAGACUGUUAUCAGCUGUAGAAUCCAACAUUAUGUGGAUAUUUCUCAAGUUCUUAUUAUUUCUCAGUGAACAUGGGAAACGUUAAGCUAUUUGGAGCCAUGGGCUAGAUUAGAUCAAAAGUGAACUGGACAGAAAUAACCUCCUAAAUGCAUAAAAAUGAUGUAUUUCCUGUUAGCGGCGACUACUAUGACUCAGUUGUUUGGGCCGGUGGGGUGACUAAAAUGCACUACUCCUGUUCCUAAAGCCCCACCUAGUGGCUCAAACAGCCGUCCUUGUUUUUUGCCUGAUGGGAUAUACACAUGGGGCGAGAGAGCAGGCGAAGGAUAUAGGGACGCAAGGCAACAGAAAAAGAAACAUCUACUGAACCACAAUAAAUUCAACACGUUCAUUCUUCUUUAAUAUACCACAG